AUGCCUGGCUGUUUUAAAAAGACUUUAUGUGCCUUGGCUUCUCUCAUAAGCUUUGUGUCUUCUGUCUUGAUUGUUGUUGCAAUGGGGACCCCAAAGUGGAUGACUGGAAAGAUCCUUUGCAAAACAGGAGCUGAUUUGGUCAAUGCCACAGAUCCAGAGCUGGUCAAGUUCAUUGGAGAAAUUUAUUAUGGACUCUUCAGGGGUGGCAAAAUACGGCAGUGUGGGUUGGGAGGGCGGCGUUCCAAAUUCACAAUUUUCCCACACAUGGUGAAAAAGCUGAACACAGGCCUGCAUGUGAUGAUUAUCAUGUUCCUCUGUGUGGCCAUUUGCUUUUCUCUGGUCAGUUUUGGAUUCUGCAUUCUUAAUGCAAUAAAAGUUCCUUACCGGGCUAUUAAAGGCCCAGCAGGAAUAUGCCUUUGGAACUUCCUUGCAGGAGGAUUUAUUGCACUUGCAGUCACCAGCUUCAUGGCUGCUGUGAGACUUCAUCACCUCACGGAAAGAAUUGCCAAUUUUCGGGAAAAUGUCUUUAAAUUUGUUAUCUUAGAAGAACGUUUUGAAGACUGUUUUUGGCUUUGUGUGGCAGGUGCCACAGCACAUGCAGUAAAUUUGCUGCUAAUUCUCAUAAGUGGGAUUAAUUUCCCUAAAAUCAAGACUAAAACAGAAGAAGCAAAUGUUACAGCAGAAGAUAUCAUGUACUAG
Messenger RNA from Calypte anna (Anna's hummingbird), 699 nucleotides. RefSeq names its product clarin 2 (gene CLRN2). The record is from RefSeq and is a predicted model, not a curated record. The transcript is spliced from 3 exons. Bases 1 to 699 code for a protein of 232 amino acids. Lineage: Eukaryota; Metazoa; Chordata; Aves; Apodiformes; Trochilidae.